CUCCGUGGAUCUACUGGUUCAGUUUUCCUUCUGUACCUUUAAUUUCCCCUUUGGCCACUUUUCUUAUUUUUUACCUUUUUAAUACUUUUUAAAAAUGCAAGAAAAUUUAACUUUUAAGUGACAUCACACUCAAACUAAUACUUAGAGUUUGUCCACAUGUUUCUGCACCUGGAUAUCUAGACAUUUACCCUCUGUGAUGUUCCUCCUCCUCAUCUGACUGAAGCUCACCUGAGUCCCCUCGGCGAUGGAGGUUUCUGCCUUUGGAGCAGCCUCCAGGUUUCACAUCGACUCCCUGCUCUCCCUCAGGCCGCCCGGCGCGCUCCUCAGCCGGACAGAGCCUCCGGAACUCAGCCCGGGCAGCAGCAGCGGCUGCUCUGCGCCUCCCUCCCCGCGGAGAGAGCACGGUCCCCGGAUAGAGUCCGCGCUGCUGUCCGGUCACCUGCAGCAGCUCCAGCCCCGCAGCGUCGGAUCCUCUUUUCUGAUCCGGGACAUCUUAGCGGACUGUCAGCCUUACUCUGACCCGGGACAGGUUUACUCUGACCCGGGACAGCUCUAUGAUAACCCCGGACACCCUGAGCUUGAACCCGUGCCGUUCCAGUCCGGACCGGAAGAAGACUUUCAGGAUAAAAGUCCCAGCAGUUCAUCUUCUGACAGUGAGUGCAGAGCGCAGGGCGAGGCCUCGGACCCGGGCUCCUCGUGUCGCCUGAAGAAGCCUCGUAAAGCCCGGACGGCCUUCAGCGACCAGCAGCUGUCGAGGCUGGAGAGGAGCUUCCAGAAGCAGAAGUACCUGAGCGUGCAGGACCGCAUGGAGCUGGCUGCUUCCCUGCAGCUGAGCGACACCCAGGUCAAGACCUGGUACCAGAACAGAAGGACGAAGUGGAAGCGUCAGUCGGCCGUCGGUCUGGAGUUCCUUGCCGAAGCCGGCCGGAUGUUCCUUCCCACUCACUUCCUGUACCCUCCUGCCCCGCCCACACUGGACAUGUACCUGUACAGAAACCACGCCCACCAUCACCCCCAUCACCACCACCACCCGGCCCCGCCUCUGCUGCCCCACAUCCUGACCCACAACGAACCGCUCCCCCGCUGAGGAGGCCGCGGUCCUGCUGGACGACGCGCAGGACAAAGAGGUUUUGAUUAUCAGCAAUAAAAAAAUGAUAAGACUUCCAGUCGCUGCAGGAACUCUGGGCUAAGAGUUCCUGCUACCAUAUAUGGGCGCUGCUCAAGACUUAAGGAGACACGUUAUCCGCUGUGAUCGGGGGAAAAGGAAGUAACGUCACACUGAAACACUGAGAAGGAGGGAAAGUGGCGUGAUUCGUUGAACACACUGAGAUCUGAAACAAAGACGAAUGGAAGAGGAACACUUUGGUCCUGACGUGAUCAUCUCCCAAAAUCAGAAUCACUCUGUAUUUUAUAAAUGAUGAAGGAACAAGAAAUCAGAAUGUCAAGUCUCACACUCCUGAGAGUUUCACAGAUAUUCUACGACAGCUCCUGAAGUUUUCCUGAGUUGCUCUCUAACGUGUGUCCCUGAUGACCGGUUCAGUGAGGUCCGGGAGACCCUGAAGUCAAGACGAAGCAUAAAUGGACACUGUGGAGGUCCCCAUGUCAUGCUGUUAUCCAAAGUGGCAAGCUAAAGAGAGUCCGACGCUGUGAUGACAGUUUUUUGCUUCUUUAAAUAAAUGCUCCCUGCGAGCAGAGAAGAGUAUGAAGCUGCUGCGCUCACAGGAAAUAAACGUCAACAUCAGCUCACCCUGGAUUCCUGCGGGGCACCCCAAACAUUCUGACCAUGGGAGCCAGAAGUCUGAGGAAACCGCUCUACUUGUUCCUUGAUUUAUAACCUCAGUCAACAUUUUCCUCUUAAAGUGAAACAGACGAUACAGCAGCAGGUAUCUUUAAGGCGUGGUUACCUUCGAUUGACAGAUCACCAUCAGGUACCUCCUUUUCUCUGAUCCUACUACGGUCCCAAAAAUGGUCCCAAAAACAAAAUGGCGGCUUCAAAUUGGCAGUUGGUGAACCAAUAGAGGACGUCUCAGUGGCUUCAUCCACUUCUUAAUUCCAGUCUCUGAUUCAGACAGAGAUACAGAGGAGGCGUUUGGUGGUUCUUAAUGUCUGUAGCUGUUCUGUUUAAGGUUUUUUUUAACUUUUAAAUAAAUAUGACAUUGAUUGGUAAUAACCUCA
This is a messenger RNA of Notolabrus celidotus (New Zealand spotty), 2175 nucleotides long. It is a transcript of the gene barhl1a, whose product is annotated as BarH-like homeobox 1a. The coding region runs from base 245 to 1087 and encodes 280 amino acids. Gene Ontology annotation, biological process: regulation of DNA-templated transcription. The record is from RefSeq and is a predicted model, not a curated record. Gene Ontology annotation, molecular function: DNA binding; DNA-binding transcription factor activity, RNA polymerase II-specific. The transcript is spliced from 3 exons. Lineage: Eukaryota; Metazoa; Chordata; Actinopteri; Labriformes; Labridae.